AUGGACUCUUCUUCUACUGAAAGGCCGAAACUUCAAAAAAUCCGGUCAAAUUCUUCUUCUAUUCAAAGAAGAAGAAGACCAAGCCGCACAAUAUCUAAAUAUGGCUCUAUUGUUGAGGAAAGUGAUAGUCUCCAUAACUAUCCAAAUCUAAAUAAUAAUAGUCGUGUUUCCGCGGUGGAUGAUGAUGAUGAUGAUGACGACGAAGAUGAUAGUGAUGAAAAUGACAAAGAAGGAUUCAGGUACAAGUCAAACACCUUUGACCAUUCUGAUGAAGAUGGUGAAUUUGCUAGCCAUCGUUUACAUACGCGUCAACAUAGUAACGACCACUUAUCCCUCACAAGUACCGAGCAUGAAUUAACUUUAAAAGAUAAACAAGAAGCUAUGAACAAACAACACCCUUUUGGCUUACCAUUAUGGAAACCAGCACUUUAUAAAAAAUCUCGUUCAGUUGUACGUAAGGCAAAUAGCGCAUUGCAUUCAGCUCCAUCUUCAGCAUCGGAGCAUUUUUUAAAUCCAGGUAAUUUGCUUUGGUUAGUUUUAUUUGGAUGGUGGUUAGCCCUUACUGUCUUUUUGGCCUCUUUGCCUAUCACUCUUUUGGAUCAUUCCUAUGGUCUUGUGUUACGAGAACUUAGUUCUUAUCUAUUAUGGCCAUUUGGACGUUAUGUGGAACGUCUUGUUGAGAUUAAACCUUCUAUCAUGAGUGAUUUACAGAGAGAAAACUCUGUAGGUCAGUCUUCAAUAUUGAUUGAUGAUGAUGAUGAAUUUGAAGAAUGUGAGGAACAUGGAUUAUUAGAACGUCGUCAUAAUAUGAAUACGCGUAAAAGAUAUAAUUGGUUUCAUGCUAUUUAUGAAACCAUUAAAUUAGGUCCUGCAGCUUGCCUUUAUUAUUUUAUAUUUUACACUAUAAUUGCACCACUUUUAUUGCUCGUAUCUGCAAUUUGCUGGUUAUGUGUUGUUACCGUGCCUAUGGCCAAAUUAAAUUAUAUCCUUGUCAGACAUCUUCGACGUCAUCCAUUAAGUCUUCGAUUUCAUUCAAAGCCUUCCAUAUUAACAAGCACACAUCAACAGCCAACAGUCAUUCUCUUGUGUACUUACCAAGCGUUCGGCUGGCAAUACUAUAAAUACACUUAUAACGGCAUCAAUAUUAUAUUUAUUAAUUUGAUCCCUUUAGUAUUUUUUGUAAUUUUUGAUGAUUAUGUCCUUAAGCCUCGUUUUCCUGACUCCUUAAUGACUUCACCUCAACUUAUAUUUGGACUAUCAUUAACAUCUGUGAUCCCGCUUUCUUAUUUUAUUGGUAUGGGUGUUAGUUCAGUAUCAGCACAAAGUAGUAUGGGUUUAGGUGCUGUGAUCAAUGCUACCUUUGGUAGUGUCAUUGAAAUUAUUCUUUAUGCAGCAGCUCUUAUGGGAGGUAAAAGUGCACUUGUGGAAGGUUCAUUAAUUGGAAGUAUUCUCGCUGGUGUCUUAUUAAUGCCAGGAUUUUCUAUGAUCAGUGGUGCUGUAAAAAGAAAAGAACAAAAGUUUAAUGCUAAAAGUGCAGGUGUUACUAGUACAAUGUUAAUUAUGGCUAUCAUUGGUGCUUUAUCUCCCACCUUGUUUUAUCAGUUCUUUGGCUCGUUUGAGUUGCAUUGUACAGGCUGCCCUGAAUCAAUAGAAAUCAAUGGAUCUAUUGCAUGUUCUCAUUGCUAUUAUGAUCAAAUGGAUCCCUCAGAAGACCCAGUCUAUCAAAAGAGCGUUAAGCCUUUUAUGUGGAUUUGUGCUGCCAUUUUACCUUCUGCUUAUGUCAUUGGCCUUAUUUUUAGUUUACAUACACAUGCUGAUAUGGUAUGGAAGAGCCCAGCCUCGAAAUCGCAUGAUAUGGCGUCUACAGCGAUUACUCAUUCUGAGAGAAUAUACCCUAUACAUAUUAUUCAUCCUUCACAACACCAAGAGCAUCAGCUUGAUGAACAUACACCUUUAAAUUCACAUAAUACAACUACACAACCUGUCUUGAUUGCUGUCAAUCCUGAUACUCGUCCAACCGACAACAGCGCAACUAAUAAUCCGCCCUUAGCAUUUAUUCAUGCCAAGGAACCAGAAGAAGAAGAAGAAGAGGAAGCAGCAGCAGGCCAUGAUUCACCAAAUUGGACUAAAAUGAUGAGUUAUUCUGUUUUAUUUAGUUGUACUUUAUUAUAUUCAAUUAUUGCAGAGAUUUUGGUACAAACAGUAGAUGAUGUGAUGGAAAAUGCUACGAUUGAUGAAAGAUUUUUAGGUUUGACUUUAUUUGCCUUAGUUCCUAAUAUUACAGAGUUUACAAAUGCUAUUUCUUUUGCAUUAUAUGGCAAUAUUGUUUUAAGUAUGGAAAUUGGUUCUGCCUAUGCUUUACAAGUUUGCUUGUUACAGAUUCCUGUUAUGGUCGCAUUUUCACUUUGGUAUAAUUGGGGAAAGGAAGAAAUUCAAAAGUUUACUUUCAAGUAA
Cokeromyces recurvatus is the source of this 2454-nucleotide messenger RNA. RefSeq lists its product as uncharacterized. The coding region runs from base 1 to 2454 and encodes 817 amino acids. Gene Ontology annotation, biological process: calcium ion transmembrane transport; intracellular calcium ion homeostasis. Gene Ontology annotation, cellular component: membrane; endomembrane system. NCBI's taxonomy places the organism in Eukaryota, Fungi, Mucoromycota, Mucoromycetes, Mucorales, Mucoraceae. The record is from RefSeq and is a predicted model, not a curated record. The transcript has 6 exons. Gene Ontology annotation, molecular function: calcium:proton antiporter activity.